AUUAACAGGAGUGAAAGAGUGAUCAGAAGAUGGCGCACGAGGUUACUCAAACAAGAGUGAAGCUCCCAAUACACAACUAUGAAUCCAUUCUUGAAGAAGCUGUUUCACAUAUUGACAGUUCCUCCUCCAUAGACAAGCUAUAUGAUCAACUUUACUCUGGAAUUUUCUUAAACCAAAUGAAAAAGAAGUUCUGGGUUGACAAGUUGUCCCAUAAGAAUUGCUUCAUGUUGUUUGCACGGGAGCUCUCAUACCCUAAAGGAACUUGGUUUCUUCACUCUAUGACACACGACUCUCUUCCUCGAGUCGACGUGGCUGAACUGCAAGACUCACAGAGUUUUGAAGUGAAAGGGAAAUUCAACACAAUGAACCUCACUCCAGCCAGUCUUUACCAGGUUUCAUUUACCCUCAUGAUGAAGGACGAAGCUGAAAAUGGAUGGGAAGAGCCAGUGAACCUGAAACUCUUCCUGCCAAAUGAAACAUCAGAAGUUCGGAAAGAAUAUUUGAAUAAAAAGGUGAAAAAUCAAUGGGUAGAGAUCCUUGUUGGGACGUUUACAACUACAUAUAUGGAUUCUGGGGACAUUGAAUUCUCUAUGUAUGAUUUCGGUAAGCGUGUAAAAAAAGGACUUGUCAUACUUGGAGCUGUCAUUAAGCCAUUUUCAUUCCGCUAGAACUAAGCUGGAGGAUAAUAAACAAUUUGACCUUUGCAAAAUUGUGUUAUGUUUCAUAAUGAUUCCAGUCACAAAUAGUAAUUUCAGUAUUGAUCACCAGCGGGGUACCAAUCCAAUUAUCAAUAAUGAUGUAUCACCAAAUAUUGUAUAUGAACUUCUUGUCAUCUCACUCAAACAACAUGUAUGCCCUUGGGCAAAUAAGCUCCAUUGAAAAUAGAGCUGGUAGUUUUCCACAGGUUCAGGUUUCUCUAUCUUGUUACUCUUUAUUACAUUUAUGCCCUUGUGCAACCAAGGUCCAUUAAAAAUAAAGCUAGCAGUUUUCCACA
This is a messenger RNA of Mangifera indica (mango), 994 nucleotides long. RefSeq names its product protein PHLOEM PROTEIN 2-LIKE A1-like. The transcript has 2 exons. The record is from RefSeq and is a predicted model, not a curated record. Bases 30 to 668 code for a protein of 212 amino acids. NCBI's taxonomy places the organism in Eukaryota, Viridiplantae, Streptophyta, Magnoliopsida, Sapindales, Anacardiaceae.